Molecule: messenger RNA, 945 nt
Organism: Coniosporium apollinis CBS 100218
Lineage: Eukaryota; Fungi; Ascomycota; Dothideomycetes
Exons: 5
Coding region: 1-945 (314 amino acids)
Biological process (GO): regulation of DNA-templated transcription
Cellular component (GO): nucleus; CCAAT-binding factor complex
Molecular function (GO): DNA binding; DNA-binding transcription activator activity, RNA polymerase II-specific; protein heterodimerization activity
Source: RefSeq, a predicted model, not a curated record
AUGGAUCCGUCAGGCCAGCAGAAAUCGCGCCAGCAGCAGCAGCAGCCUGCGCCGCGCCGCUACGAUGGUGUCAAUGGGAAUCCCUUGUACGACGCGCACAAUGGUGGACACUACGGAGCGAGUGCAAAUAUUGCCGCAAAUGGACAUGCGCCAGCGCCGGAGAUUUUCACAGGACCAUGGGCAAACGUUAAUCAGGGCCUUUCGGGCACCUACCGAGAUAUACUUAACACCUACUGGCAACAACAAGUGUCGAAGCUCGAGACGGACGAUCACGACUACAAACUACACCAAUUACCGCUAGCACGGAUAAAGAAAGUCAUGAAGGCGGAUCCGGAAGUCAAGAUGAUCUCCGCAGAGGCGCCGAUACUGUUUGCGAAAGGCUGCGAUAUCUUCAUCACCGAGCUGACGAUGCGGGCCUGGAUACACGCGGAGGAGAACAAACGCCGCACGCUACAGAGGUCGGAUAUAGCGUCUGCGCUCGCCAAAUCUGACAUGUUCGACUUCCUUAUCGACAUCGUACCCCGAGAGGACGCAUCAGGACACAAGCGUGGCGGUGGAAGCAGCGCAGCACAGGCAUCAGCAAGCGCACCAGCUGUUCCUCAGGCUCAAGUGCAACAGACAGGUGUGCAUCCGCCGCCGCACGAGAUGGGAGAUUACAGGAUGGGACAGCACAUGCAGCAAGCGCAAGACUACAGGCAGCAACCUGCGAUGUUCGCACCUCCAGUUCAGGGCGACCCUUCUGGCGGAUACGGGCAGCCUCAACCCCAACUUUUUGACCAAGGCUUGUACGGCGCGUACGCCUUGCAGUCACAACAAAUGUAUCAAGGACUUUCGCGAGGCCCAGAUCCCACGGGAGCAGUAGACCCGAACAACCCAUACAGGACACACGGCCCUCCAGAAGGGGAUGAAGAUGCUGAGGGUGAACGAGAGGAUUACGGGCCCUAG